CUUCGAGGCUACCGGGAACGUACACGUAUGCAGCAAAUGCUUGGAUGUUUACAUUGCUUAUUUGCUCUGUUCACAUUUCCAUUGUUAUGUGACGGUGAGCUUGGACAUUAUCCUGAGCAAGUGCAUCUUCAGUUGACAAAGCAGCCAACUGAAUUCCUCAUCUCUGAUCGUCGGCUAUCAUCUUAUGUGCACGGCAGCCAGAAAUCAUUUGAAGUUGGAGGACAACUGGCCUGCGUCAAUUAUGCAAAACUAAUUGAGCUCAUCCCAGGCGGCACGUUUUGGUAUCAAGUCUCCUCAGGAAUAGUGUACAAAAGUCGUGUCAUUAGAGCCAAGGCUUCCCCUCCUGAAUAUUCUUGCUUUACCGUAGGUUUGAUAGCAGACAUUGGAACUGAUAACUUCGCGCCUUUAUCAAUACAAGCUAUCAAAGAAGACUCCUCCCUGGACUUUGUCAUAGCAGCAGGUGAUUUGUCUUAUGCUGAUACUGCAUCUGCUCAAAGUCCAGAGGCUGUUCACUACAGGACUGAUCUGUGGGAUCGAUUUGGACGGUUGUUGGAAGGAUUUGCAAGUCAAGUACCAUUUAUGACAACGAUUGGAAACCAUGAAGUGGACUUUGAAAUCAAUGCCAAGCCAGAGGUUAAUUUCAACCCCCAAAGCAAUCCGACACGACCGUUUGUCUCAGACUACGCAUUUUCCAGCAUCCACAUCUCAGACUCUUACCACCUAAAACGUCAUGAUCUAUUCGUGGAGAAUGAUGUCACUUUUGCGAAGACACAUCUGCGCAUCUCAUUCCAGGCCGCCAAAGUCUCGUUUCGGGCCAUCGGAGGCAGUCGAGGCGAAAUCCGACGUGACCGUUCAUCUCGGACUCGCGAUCUCGACCGGUCUGCCACGUUUUGUGACGAUCCGGGACCGGCGUCGUGUUGA
Molecule: messenger RNA, 921 nt
Organism: Corticium candelabrum
Lineage: Eukaryota; Metazoa; Porifera; Homoscleromorpha; Homosclerophorida; Plakinidae
Exons: 6
Coding region: 28-921 (297 amino acids)
Molecular function (GO): acid phosphatase activity
Source: RefSeq, a predicted model, not a curated record